AUGAAGCCUGAAGCUGCUGAGAGUGAUCAGGGCUCUCUCAAACGCUCCCCACCUUCAACCAUGUCUUCUUCUUCCUCUUCUCUCAUCACCACCCUUGUUGAUCAUAAUAAUAAACCUUCACACCCUCCUGAGUUAAAACCUCCUCGCCGUCGUUUUGCUUCUCAUCAUCUUCCUGAGAUAAGCCUAAAAACUCCUAUGGUUAGGCCUUAUGUUCGAUCAAAAAUGCCUAGGCUUCGUUGGACACCAGAUCUCCAUCGUUGCUUCGUGCAUGCAGUUCAGAGACUUGGAGGAGAAGACAGGGCCACACCAAAGUUGGUCUUACAGCUCAUGAAUGUAAAGGGGCUUACCAUAUCUCAUGUCAAAAGCCACCUUCAGAUGUACAGGAGCAUGAGGCACGAGCAGAUGAGUGAAGAUGCAAAGAAGAAUGAUGUGGCUCCGGAUUUCCCAGCUUCCACGUUCUCAACUCUUGGCCCAGAGUACGGCCAACAGAAUCCUCACCAAAGAAGCUGCACGGAAGAGCUCGUUUCCACCCAUGCUCACUGGAAUGAUGAUGAGGAAGAGUAUUACAGUGGAAAGCGAGGGGGUAAAUCGAUUAUAGUUUGUAACGGCAAUGAACAGAAGAUGCACUCCUACAUCAUCUUCGAGGGUCUUAUCCCAGGCCAGACUGUCCAAGAGAAUAAAAAUGGUCCUGAAAAGGUGUCACUAGGGGGUGCCACUGGUUACGAAAGCGACCAUGAAAGAUUCCAAGACAGAAGUACUGGCAUAGGAAGAAGAGGAGGAGGAGGAGGAGAGAGAGUGGGUGAAGGCACAGUGUCGUUCUCAAUGAGCUCGAGGGCUAAUUCACAUUCAUUCUUCAAUCGCAGCCACACUGGUCCAGAUGCCAAUGAUGUCUCUCUUGAGCUCACGCUCUCUUAG
Molecule: messenger RNA, 915 nt
Organism: Sphenostylis stenocarpa
Lineage: Eukaryota; Viridiplantae; Streptophyta; Magnoliopsida; Fabales; Fabaceae
Source: the annotation of a GenBank genome assembly